AUGGAUAUACCAGAGGGUAAUGGAAACCCUCUGGGUAAUGGAAAUGGUCGAGCUAGGCAGACUCGACCGAUUGGGCUUGGAGAUGCACCAAACCGCCACCAGCAAAGAAGAGGGAUUGUCCCACCUCCUGUCCAGAACCACAAUUUCGAGAUCAAGCUGGGGAUGAUUACCUUAGUCCAGAACAAGAUGUUCCAUGGAUUGUCUUGUGAAGAUCCCAUUGAUCACUUGGAUGAGUUUGAUAGGCUGUGUGAUCUGACCAAGAUGAAUGGUGUCUCUGAAGAUGCCAUCAAGCUGAGACUCUUCCCUAUGUCUCUUGGUGACAAGGCCCAUCAAUGGGAGAAGAGUUUACCCCAUGGAUCAAUCACUACAUGGGAGGAUUGCAAGAAGGCAUUUCUUGCCAAGUUCUUCUCUACUGGUCGCACUGCUAAGCUGAGAAGCGAGAUAUCUGGUUUCACUCAAAGGAACAAUGAGACAUUUGCUGAAGCUUGGGAGAGAUUCAAGGGUUACACCAGUCAAUGCCCUCAUCAUGGCUUCAGCAAUGAGUCUUUGCUUUCCACACUUUACAGAGGAGUUUUGCCAAGAUACAAAGAGAUGUUGGACACAGCCAGUAAUGGAAACUUCCUCAAUCAAGAUGUAGAUGAUGGCUGGCAGCUUGUGGAGAACAUUGCUAACUCAAGUGGGAGCUAUGGAGAGGAGUAUGAUCGCACAAACAGGAGCUCGACCUCCAACUCGAUCGAGUCUGAUAGUAAGCUGAGAAACGAUGUCAAGGCACUCAAUGAGAAGUUGGAUACGCUUAUCUUAGCUCAAUCCACAAUGAAGAAGGCCAACUUUGUUUCUAAAGAAGAGAUGGUUCAAGGCCAAGAAGAGGAGGAGAAUCAGUUUGCUGAAGUGUGCUACAUUAAGAAUGGACAAGGAGGUUAUCAAAACGGUUACUAUGGCUACAAGUCACACCCUACCAUGUCCUACAGUAACACUGAUGUUGCCAAUCCUCAAGAUCAAGUCUACCCUCCGCAGCAACAGGCUCCAGCGAGUCAGCCUCCACAGCAAGGAUAUGGUCAGAAAGGGAAUUUCCAGGGCCAUCAGGGAAAUUAUCAAGGACAACAGCAGAGUGUACCAACUGGGUAUGCACCUCAAGCGCCUCAGGCUUCACCAAGUCAGGAACAAGAAAUAAAAGCCAUGUUGAAGCAGCUCUUACAAGGUCAAGCAGAUGGUGCUAUGGAGAUAAGCAAGAAGUUGGCUGAGAUGAACUCUAAGAUUGAAUCCUUGAACACUAGAGUUCACUCUUUGGAACACCAUGCUUCUUCUUCUGCUGCUAAGCAAGGUCAAUUUCCUGGAAAGGCUGUUCAGAAUCCAAAGGAGCAUUGUAGAGCGAUCUUCACUCAAGAGGAAGGAUUUGAUCAACAAGCUGCUAAUGAGAAGGAUAUUGAGGAGAUCUGUAUGCUGCUUAAUAAUGAAGACAAUGUUGUUGCUGAUGCUCCUGGAGUCCAGUACGCUCAACCUGAAGUGCAAGCUCCUCAGAUAGCUAUCCACGCUUCACCGGUUGAGCUCGCACAACAAGCUCGAUUGGCAGCUCGAUCGAGCCAGACCGUCUCACCAGCUCGAUCGAGUCAGAUGCUUUAUGCUCCAACACCAUCUGAUGAUGACACCUACAAGCCCCCUGUUCCAUUUCCAAGUAGAAUCCUUACCAAGAAUCAGAAAAAAGUCAUCACCAAGUUUAGGAAUGACAUGAGUAAGAUUGGGGUUGAGCUACCAAAUAUGGGAAGUUUUCAAGCUGCUCAUGUCCAAAAGAAGAUGAUUAAGGACAUACUUGAUAACAAGGACGAAGUAGCUCAGCUUUUGGAGCCCUCUUCUUCCCAGGGUGAUCUCUUAUCCACACCAACCUCACUACCCAAGCUGAAUGGUCAGGGAAGCUUCACUCUGCCUUGUACACUUGGUCACCUACAACUUGAGGAUGCACUUGUUGAUUCUGGAGCAAGUAUCAAUCUGAUCUCUCUUGUUCUAAUACAGAAAUUGGGUAUACAGAGUCUGAUCCAGCGACCUAAGUCUUCUAUCAUGUUUGGGGAUGCUUCUUCUAAAGCCCCACUUGGUAUUGUCAUGGAUUUCCCUUUGAGAAUUGGAGAGUGCACAAUCCCAAUUGAUCUAACAGUUCUGGAUAUGGUUGACGAGAAGGAUGUGCCAUUGAUCUUAGGGACACCUUUCCUCACCACUGUUGGUGCCUCCAUUGAUUUCCAUACAAAGAAAGUGAUCCUGCACAAUGUCAACAGCAAAGUCUCUUACCCUCUCAAGGCAUCAAGCUCUAAAUAUUGUGGAACCAUUGCCACUAAGUCACUGAGCAUCAAGGGUGAUGAGUUUGCUGAGGUUGAAAAGAUGGAGAUAAUGACUGAGAGCAGCACAGAGCCAGUUAUUUGUGAACCUUGUGUUCUGGAUGAGAUGGGUCUUGCAGUUUUGUUUAGUGAGCAGCUAGGAAGUGCUCAAAAAGAUGGGGAGGGUAUGGCUUUGAAGGCGUCUCCUGGACAUAAAAGAAAGAUGAUCACGCCUCAGACUCUCUCAAGCGCUCCAUCCCAGCUUACCCUGACUCUGUUGCCAUCCAAGUUCACAAAUGGGAAGAUUGAGUACAAGAUCAAGUGCAAGAGAAAGUCUAAACCGUUUUCCAGUAUCAAUGCCUUGGUCAGUCCUGAGCUGCAAAAAGAUCAAACCAAGCUCAAGGAGCUCCUAUCUUCAGUCCUUACUGUCACAUUUGAUGGCGGGACCGCUCUCAUUCAUGCCUAA
Molecule: messenger RNA, 2769 nt
Organism: Microthlaspi erraticum
Lineage: Eukaryota; Viridiplantae; Streptophyta; Magnoliopsida; Brassicales; Brassicaceae
Source: the annotation of a GenBank genome assembly